AUGCGUUUUCUCUUCACGAUCACUUUCUAUUGGAUCACAAUAUCGACAGUUUUCUCGUUGGGAGUUCAAGGCAAUCCCAAAUAUCAACGCUUCUUCGUUAAUACAAAGGCGAUUAACUUUGUUGAUGCUACGAAGCAUGGCUUUCGAAUCGUUUUAUUGGAUUCAUUUCUUGACUCGUAUCUAGCACCCAUACAAAUACCAACACUCUUCAUCACUGCCGUUCCGUUGAAGUCCGACGAGAAAGCCGUUACGAAAGUCUUAUAUCCGGACAACAUCCGAGAAGACAAACAGGUUAGUGUCACUGAUCUACGCGAGCGAUCGUGGUACUUUAUCUGUAUCGAAUGGGAGAAUUUCAACCGUCACAAUGAGUCGACUGGAACUGAUUGUCGAACACUGCGAACGUUGGAUCGAUUCGGUAAAAGUGCUGAAAGUAGUGUGACGGAUGUGGAAAUUAAUGAUAUAUCAUCAACUGCGAUGCAUUUCAGAAUACGUUCCAUCGUUGACUUCCCAAUGCGGUUAACGGCAUCAUUAGAAGGCGGAACGGCCCCGCUGCCGCCAUCUCAAACAUUCGUAUUCCAUGAAUCGACUGAUUUGGAUGUUUUGUUUACGUAUUUGAAAGAGGAUACAGAAUACGGUAAACUUUGUAUUCUGGAAGAACCUUUGAUUACUGGUUACACAACAAUGGGACGGAUGAUUGCCGACAUGUACAUCCAAAAGUGCUAUUUUGGUAAAUUAAAGACAAAAGAUUAUGAACUAUCAACGUACGACACAGAGGCAAGUCCGUUUAAACGUGCCGCUUCAGCGACUUCAUUAAGACUUAAUGAGAGUAUAUUUUUAGCCUUAUUGACAUGGAUUUUAUUGUAUAUUGUGAAUAGGUAA
Molecule: messenger RNA, 879 nt
Organism: Anisakis simplex (herring worm)
Lineage: Eukaryota; Metazoa; Nematoda; Chromadorea; Rhabditida; Anisakidae
Source: the annotation of a GenBank genome assembly